CCUACGUCCAGGUUCGGCUGGCAGCUCAGCGCUCAGACGCCAUGUGGCGCUCUCUCACCAUGAGAGGAGCUCGUCCUGCCCGCUACGCUCCGAUAGCUCCGAGUCUGGGAAACCUUCAGAAACUCACCACCCAGCACUUCAGCCUUCACACCGGAGCGCACAGGCGUGCUGGCGUCCGCGGGAACGCACUGUCCAGGUUAGGAUGGACCCCUCUGCACCGAACCAGAGGACCGCUGGGGGUCGUUGGGUUGGAGAGGCAGAGGCUGGAGGCGUGAGGGGGAGGAGGAAGGAACAGUCAGUUUCGAUUUAAUUCCUUAACGGCUCCCUUUACGCAGGGUGGAGAGGUACAGUAGUCCACCGUCUGGCAGUGUAAUCCGCUUGACGGGAGGAGCAGGGAAACCCUCUCCAGACAGAGACAGAGAGAGGGAGGGAAAGAUUUAAGUCGGACAGGGGCAGAGAGAGUUGACAGGAGUGCUUGUCAGAUUUUGAGCUUUUUUUCUGGUGCUGAAACCUCAUUGGAACUGACUGAUUGACUCUGAGGAUAAUGCAAGCGGUUUGAAUUCCAUCAUGAGUGGACCGACAAAUGUUCAGUACCAGUCUGGGGUUUAUGGAGGAAACAACAACAGCAGCUCUCCUCUCUCCAGCCGUGGAAAUUCGCCCAUCAUGUGUGAGCGCUGUGGGGAGGUGUGUCGUGGGGAGGUGGUGCGCGUCAAAAACACACACUUCCAUGUUCAAUGCUUCACCUGCCAAGUGUGUGGCUGCAAUCUAGUGCACUCUGGUUUCUUCCACCACUCUGGCGAGUACAUCUGUACAGCAGACUACCAGCGGCUCUAUGGGACCCAGUGUGACAGCUGUGAGCAGUACAUCACUGGGGAGGUAGUAUCUGCCCUGGGGAGGACAUACCACCCACACUGCUUUGUCUGCAGCAUCUGCAGGAGUCCGUUCCCAAUUGGAGACAGGGUGACCUUCUGUGGGAAGAAGUGUGUGUGUCAGCAGUGCUCACACACUCUGAAAAGCGACAAGCCCGUCAAGGUCCACGGACCAAGCUAUUGUGCAGGCUGUGGAGAGGAAAUCAAACAGGGUCAGUCUCUGCUGGCUCUGGAGAGACAGUGGCAUGUCAGUUGCUUUAAAUGCAGAACGUGCGGCUGUGCGCUCACUGGAGAGUACAUCAGCAAGGAGGGGAUACCUUACUGCGAGACUGACUACCACACUCAGUUCGGGAUCAGGUGUGAUAGCUGUAACAGGUACAUCAGCGGCAGAGUACUUGAGGCUGGAGGGAAGCACUACCACCCUAGCUGUGCCAGGUGUGCUCGCUGUCAUAUGAUGUUCCUGGAAGGAGAAGAAAUGUACCUUACAGGUUCGGAGGUUUGGCACCCCAUGUGUAAAGAAGCAGCUCGGCUGGCGAGAAAACUGAGGCUGAGACGCACCUCGGAGACGGCAUCCAUUUCUCCUCCAGGCUCCUCUCCUCUCCUCGGUUCCCCUCACCGGCUCAUCUGUUCUCAAGCUGACAGUGACGUUUUGCGCUACAAGGAGCUGGCAGCUCUGCCCAGGGUGAAAGCCAUAUAUGACAUCCAUCGGCCUGACAUAAUCCCUUAUCAGGCUGACCAUGCCCACACAGACCUUUCAGAUGACACUUUGGAGCGAUACAGCUGCAGACAGUCCUUGGUCUCCUUAUCACCAUACUCUCAUGAUCUCUUGGAUGGCGUGGAACUAAGAACGAGGCGUUCCUCCAGCUCUGCCUUCACUGACUCUCCUGCAAACGGAGGCUCCCCACUGCAUUAUUAUCUCCCUGGCAGUGAGAGUGGCAGGAGUUCACCCUAUUACAGUCAGCCAGAGCCCAGGUGUGCUACACCAACCACCACCAUCUUCCAAGCCCCAAAACAUUUCCAUGUGCCAGCUUCUGAAGAAACCAACAUCUACAGGAAACCCCCCAUUUAUAAAAGACAAGCCAUAUCUGUCUCUCCAGCAGCCAGUAAGAGUAAGACCAACGAAAACCUCCUCAAUUCCCGUCGCCUCUCCACCUCCAACGGCAACAGCCUUUAUCACCCAGACUCAAACUACUACCCAUAUACUGGCUCGCCGAAAGUCUCCAGGGUCAGGAGGUUUUCGACCGGAGGAGAAGAGGAUGGAUGGAAUCAGAAUAUAAACAAGGGAAUUGGCAGGAUGAUCCUGAAGGAGGAGAUGAAAGCGCGUUCAGGUUGUCACGACAAUGACCAGUGGGGGAGCAGACGCAGUUCCCGCAGUAGCAGCAAAGAGGCGCUGAAUAAUCUGGGAAACUGCUCUCUCAACGGCUGUAAGUCUAGUCUCAGAGCUGCUGGCAUGGACUCAUACAUUGCCAAAUCGUCCUCGUUGCCAGGCUACGGCAGAAGUGGACUAAACAGGCCUGGGAGUGCGGGUGCAGAUCAUUACCAGUACGACAGCAGUAAUGCAGUUAAUUGGCAGAUCAGAGAAUACAAGAUCUACUCAUAUGAAGCCCUUAUAGUGUCAGUCAGAGGGCAGCAGCGUCUCCCAAGUGAUGUGGAUCGAGCCAGACUGGAGCGUCACCUCUCACCAGAAGACUUCUACAGAGUCUUUGGCAUGUCCAUGUCUGCCUUUGAUCAUCUUGCUCAGUGGAAGAAGAACGAACUAAAGAAACAGGUCAGACUCUUCUGAGAAAAUGAAGCCAGGAGAACCGCCUAACCAAGUGCAGCUCCUCCGCCAACAGCAACAAGCUCUGAAAAGGGGCUUUUAGAGAUGCCUGCAGACCCCAGAUUGACUGUUUCACAGUGGAAGAGGAACUGGUAGAACCAAAAGACUCCCCUCCUUUGAGG
Molecule: messenger RNA, 2810 nt
Organism: Etheostoma cragini (Arkansas darter)
Lineage: Eukaryota; Metazoa; Chordata; Actinopteri; Perciformes; Percidae
Product: actin-binding LIM protein 3-like
Exons: 23
Coding region: 568-2652 (694 amino acids)
Biological process (GO): cytoskeleton organization; cilium assembly; lamellipodium assembly
Cellular component (GO): actin cytoskeleton; stress fiber
Molecular function (GO): actin filament binding
Source: RefSeq, a predicted model, not a curated record